Molecule: messenger RNA, 1821 nt
Organism: Fonsecaea multimorphosa CBS 102226
Lineage: Eukaryota; Fungi; Ascomycota; Eurotiomycetes; Chaetothyriales; Herpotrichiellaceae
Exons: 3
Coding region: 1-1821 (606 amino acids)
Molecular function (GO): oxidoreductase activity
Source: RefSeq, a predicted model, not a curated record
AUGGCCAGUACACCAACUUAUACCAAUCCGCCCAGCAUCUGUCAUCCACAGGGCUACUCGCAUAUCAGCACGGCCGAGCCCCCUUCCAGAAUAGUGACCAUCGCCGGACAGGUCGGACAAGGCUCUUCAGGAGCCGUGGAUGCUUCCUACGACAAGCAGGUCGCGCAGGCGUUUGCCAAUCUUGGAGCGUGUCUUGCUGCCGCAGGAGCUUCGCCCACGCAGGUCACCAAGCUCAAUUACUACAUUGUGAACUACGAGGCCAGUAAGCUUGCGGCGGUCGGGGACGCAUUGAAGGCCAUGUUCGGCGGCCUGCACAGGCUUCCGCCGUCCACGCUGAUCCCGGUCCCGGCACUGGCUUCGCCCGAACACCUUUUCGAGGUCGAUGCAAUGGCAGCCGUGCAUCAAGAUUCCGCAACAGCUGCCAACGUCGCCGAUGUCAUCGUCGUGGGCGCCGGCUUGAGCGGGCUGGAGGCCGCCCGCGGCAUCCAGGCUGCGGGAUUAUCUUGCCUGGUGGUCGAGGCCAUGGACCGAGUCGGAGGCAAGACGCUCAGUGUCCAGUCAGUCCCUGGUCGGGUGGGCGUCAACGACCUCGGCGCCGCGUGGAUCAACGACACCAGUCAAGCCGAGGUGUACAAACUGUUCAAGAGGUAUCAUCUGAAGGGCGAAUUUCAGAGGGCCGAGGGGAAGAGUCUGUAUCAGGACAUGGACGGCAAAAUCACUGCUGCUGCCUAUGGCGAACCGUCGACGAGCCAAGGUGCCAAAGCCGCCCUUGAAAAACUCCUUCCCGGAUGGUCUCGGCUCUCCGAAUCGCACAGACUUGAGGACCCUUGGGCAAGUCCGGGCGCCAAAGACCUCGACGGCGUAAGCUUUAAAGAAUACUGCGAGAAGGAACUCGGUUUCCCGGCAUCCAUCAAUAUAGCAGACCAACUCACCCGCGCACUGCUCGGCGUGGAAGCCGAUCAAGUCAGCACACUCUAUAUGAUCGACUACAUCAAGAGCGCAACCGGGUUGGUCAAUAUCACUUCAGACUUGAAAGAGGGCGGACAGUAUAUCCGGUGCAGAACAGGGACGCAAUCCAUCGCGAUCAACCUGGCGCAAGAGCUGCAACCAGGCUCAUUGCACCUUGCAACUCCCGUCACGGCAGUCGAGCAGUCGCCGUCUGGGUGUACAGUGCGAUCGAGCACGGGUGCUGUUUUCAGGAGCAAGAAGGUGGUGGUUUCGGUACCGACGACUUUAUAUCCUUCGAUAACAUUCACACCACCUCUUCCAGCCGGGAAGCUUGCGUUGGCGGAGAAUUCUAUUCUAGGCUACUUCAGCAAGGUCAUCUUUGUGUGGGACGAGCCGUGGUGGCGUCACCAAGGAUUCUCGGGCAUCCUUCAGUCUAGUAUUGGUCCCGUUUCGUUAACGAGGGAUACCAGCAUCGAAGCGGAUCAGGUGUGGUCCAUCACCUGUUUCUUGGCCGGAGGGCCAGGACAAGCCUGGUCCCAGCUAUCGAAGAUGGCACGAGAAAAAGCCGUCUGGACCCAAUUCUGUGCAACCUUCGAGAGCGUGGGAGGCCGAGUUCCUGAGCCCGUCAACGUCAUCGAGUUCGAAUGGUCCAAGCAGCAGUAUUUCCUCGGGGCGCCGUGCACUGUGUACGGGCUCAACGAUCUCAGCACUGUGGGAGCCGACCUCCGGAAGCCUUUCCACAACAUUCAUUUCGUUGGGACAGAAACAUCGGUGGGAUGGAAAGGAUACAUGGAAGGCGCCCUGCGAUCAGGUCAACGAGGCUCUGGGGAAGUGGUGGCUAGUCUCGCUCGGCCAUCAGGAGGUUUCGAUUAA